Messenger RNA from Lottia gigantea (owl limpet), 12369 nucleotides. RefSeq lists its product as hypothetical. The transcript is spliced from 8 exons. The coding region runs from base 1 to 12369 and encodes 4122 amino acids. Lineage: Eukaryota; Metazoa; Mollusca; Gastropoda; Lottiidae. The record is from RefSeq and is a predicted model, not a curated record. Gene Ontology annotation, molecular function: Hsp70 protein binding.
AUGGAUGAAGCAUCGGAUGAAGAUUUCUGUGAAAUUGAAUUGCCUCCAAUCAUAGAUCAAUUGAAACGUCUACUAGAACAAUAUUCAGAUGGACAGAUUAUUAAGGAACUGAUACAAAAUGCUGAAGAUGGUGGAGCUACAGAAGUUAAGUUUCUAUACACUGGUAAAAAACAUGAAGAAAUUCAAUAUUCAAUGAAAGCAUGGAAAGAAACACCAAUUAAAAUUGCUAUGCAGGCACCUGCUAUAUGUGUACACAACAAUGGUAUAUUUACUGAUAAAGAUUGGAAAGGUAUUGCUGCCAUACAGUGUAGUCAAAAAGAAAAAGAACCUUUGAAAGUUGGUAGAUUUGGAUUGGGAUUUAAAUCCGUUUUCCAUUUAACAGAAGUGUUUGAAGAAUCAGAGAAUGAUUUGAUUUAUCGAGUACAGAUAUCUGUCGAGGAAGAAGAGGACCUUCAUCAAAUUCGUGAUCAGAGAGGAGAUUUUUUACAGAAAGUUGAAGAAUUGAAUGGGAAAUUGGCAAAUGAAUAUCUUUUCCAUUAUUUGAAACUUUCUAUUAAAUGUGAAGGGAAGAAAUGGUUAUCAGAAGAAACAAAUACAAAAGAUUGGAUAGUGGUAAAUCAUUAUCAUGGAGGAUCUGUAAGUAAUGGUCUACAGGGACUAAUAGAUGAUGAAGAAUGGUCUUAUAGUCCAUAUGUCAGUGUAGCAGGAUGCUUAUCAAAUUGUGAUGAAGAGUUUAAAGGGCAUAUAUAUUGCUUUUUACCACUACCGUUAGAACGCACUAGCCCUACUGGCUUGCCAGUUCAUAUCAAUGGGUUCUUUGCUUUGAGCCAAGAUCGUCAUCAUAUUAAAUGGAUGUCAUCAGAAGAGGAAAACAGGAACGGUCUCUCGGAAAAUUCUGUAGAAUGGAACAAAAUUUUAGCUACGGAAAUCUUGCCCUUGGUAUAUUCAGAAUUGCUAACAUAUUUGACUGAAGCUGAUAUUGACACGAAUACAAUAUAUAAAUUGUUACCUAAACCCGAAUUGAUUACUGAAAACUGGAAGAUAUUUAUCAAACCACUUUUUAAACAACUCUACGAGAAAAACAUCAUCUUUACCAAGGCUUCUGGUGGAAAAUGGAUUAAACCUGAUGAAGCAACUGUGUUGGUAAAGGAGGAAUAUCCAGAUACUAUAUUAAAGGUUAUAGAAGAUGUAUAUUUAUUAAAGGAAAAGAAUGUAGCUUGUCUUCCAGAUGAUUUUGUGAAAUCUUUAAAGUCACAUGGCCGGAUUGAAGUAUCUGAUUCGUCAUGUUUACAUUCCUUUUUGAUUCAACAUGAUGAUAUAUUUGACUUGAUGGACAUCAACCAGAAGAUGAAACUACUGGAAUAUUUCAUAUCUAAUGAUAUCGAAAAACUGCAAGAUCUGAAGAUAUUGCCAUUAGCUAAUGGUGAAUUUCAUAUAUUUGAUGCUGAAGAAGAGACUAUAUUCUGGUGUGAAGCAGAGAGUUUGAAAUUAUUCCCGGGAAUGGAAUCAAGGUUUAUGCUCAAUGACCUCUCUCAAGAUAUAUCUCAAAAACUAAUAGAUCGGUUCCAAGUUAAACAACUAUUACCUGAACAUAUUCAAGAAUUACUCAAAGAGUGUAUAGAGAUUAACGGUUUUAGGCAUAAAGAGAUCACACCACAAAUUACUGAUUGGUUAAAUGACGUAUGGAAAUAUAUACACAAAAAUGAGGAUGUUUUCCAGUUGCCAUGGAUUUCACAUUUACAUUUACUACCAUUUCAUAAAGAAAACAAACUCAUCCAUGUUGAUUCAGUGUCUAUUUUGAGUUCCAAAGAAAACAUGGACACUUUAGAUCCACAGUUAUCGAAUUCUCUUGAAAAACUUGGUGUAAAGAUUAUCACCUCACUCUCUAAUACAAUAUCAGCACUAGUGGAGGGUAAAUUUGUACAGUAUCCUACAACUGAAGGUAUAUUUAACUGUAUGAAGAAAAUAACGAGUAAACAACAAAUAGAACAGUUUAACCAAGAGGCCUCAACUAAUGAAAGAAAUCAACUUCUUGAAAAAUUUGCAAACCUUUCUGAUGACCAGGUUUUGCAGAUAUCUGAGCUUAUUCAACAACUGGAAAUAUUUGAGGUGAUGAACAGUAACCGGUAUGUUUGUUUGAAUGAGAUAAAUACAAUGUAUUAUAGAGGAAGCCAUCCUGAACUACCUAUCUCCUAUAAAGGUACUGUUAUAAAAUGUACAUCAGAGUCUAUCAAGAAAGUUGGAAGAAAUUGUUGUUGUGAUUUCUUAGAAUAUGAAGAGAUCAUUGAAGAUAUACUAUCAUCAUUUCCCAGCUAUAAUAAGUCAGAACAACUUAAAUUCAUGGAAUUCUUCCUAAAGCAUUUAUCACAUUUUGAAAAGGAAAUUAAAAUAAUGAAGUUAGCCGGUGAUAUAUGUGUUAUAGAGAACAAGAGUGGAGAACUUGUGAAACCAAAAGAUUUACUUGACCCAAGUUCAAUGUUACUUAAAGACAUGUUUCAACCGCGUGACUUCCCUUCUAAUAAUUAUGACAUAAAGAAAUUGAAGAAGCUGGGAUUACGAUUUGAAGAAGAUUUAACAGGAAAGGACAUCUUGAAUCUUGCUGAUAAAGUAAUUGAUGAUGGAACUGGUUCAGAUGAGAUUUACAAGAAAGGUGUGGCUCUAUGUCAAUGGAUAGAUAAAUACAACGAUAGAUUGGAACAGGAAGUGAUAAAUCUAUUAACCUCAAAGACAAUCUGCCCAAUUAUGAACAAAAGACCAGAAUAUUAUCCAAAAACGUUACCAUUUAAGGGAGAAGAUGCUAUGUUCCAGUUUAAAAAACCACAAGAUUUAUUCAGCUGUAAAGAUGCCAAUCUAGUUGGUGGAGUAGGUGUAUUAUCUAAUGAAGAUAUACCACAAUGUUUUAAAACAUGUAUCAAACCUGUAGAUGGAGAAGUAUUUGAACAACUGAAAUUGGUUACACUAAGAUACGAUACGAAAGAUAAAAUUGAAUUCUUACCAGUUCUGAAUAAAAUAUAUGAAUAUAUAAACAACUCUAAUCUUAAAAUACCAGACGAAAUUUUAAACCAGAAGAUAGUAUGGACUGGAUCCACCUUCCAACUGUCAUCUUAUGUCUACUGUACAGGAAAGAAGGACGAUCUUCCACUACAACCAUACCGAUAUCUGCUACCUCCUGAAAUGAAUGAAUACCGAAAUCUAUUUGAAAAGUUUGGAUGCAAGAAAGAGCAAAACGACCAAAUGUUGCUGGAUGUAUUGAGUGAUAUCAGAGUGAAGCAUGACGCAAAUCAGACCCUAGACGAAUUGGACGUUUCAAAGGACACAUCAAUAGUUUUACAGAUAAUAAAUAAAUUGGCCAAAUCAACCGAAGAUUACAGUCAGUGUAUUUUAUUGCCCAUCCAUAUAGAUUCGUCCAAGUUGCUGUUAAAACCAGCCAGUGAGUGUACUGUAUGUAAUGAGUCAUGGUUAAAGAAUUUGUCCAGUAUGGAUGAUGAUGAUGAUGAUACAGAUGAAGAUGAAAUCUUUUAUGUUCAUAAGGAAAUAUCUUCUUACACUGCAAACAGAUUUAAUGUCCCUGCUCUAAAUGAUCGUGUAUUAUGUGACGCUGAUAAAUUUGAUAUGAAUUUCGGCCAGAAGGAACCUUUAACAACUAGAUUGAAAAAUCUUUUAAAUGAUUAUACCGAUGGAUUUACUGUACCCAAGGAAAUUAUUCAGAAUGCGGAUGAUGCUGGAGCAAGUGUUGUGAAGUUUCUAUACGAUGAGAGAGCCAUGCCAGAAGCACUGACAUGUCUGUUUGAUGAAGGUAUGGAACCUGUACAAGGACCAGCAUUCUGGGCAUAUAAUGAUGCUAAAUUUACAGACACUGAUUAUGAGAAUAUAACAAAGUUAGCUGGAGCCACAAAGAAAGAUGAUCAAAUGAAAAUUGGUAGAUUUGGGCUAGGGUUUAAUUCUGUCUACAACCUAACUGAUACACCAAGCUUUAUUUCUGGUGAUACAUAUGUUAUCUUUGAUCCUCAUGAGACUCAUUUACACAAAUCUGGGCUAAAAAUCAAACUAAAUUACUCAAAAAAUCGGAAAAUGAGACAGAAGAUGAAAGGGCAGUUUUAUCCAUUUGAAGGAGUCUUUCAAUGUAAAGUCCUAAAUAAAGAACAAGUCGACUUUGAUGGAACACUAUUCAGAUUCCCUCUUAGAAAUCAAUCAGAAGCGGCUAAAAGUUUGAUUAAAGACUUCUGUUACUCAAAAAAUGAAAUGAAGGAAUUCAUUCAAAAGAUUGCAGAUGGAUGUGGAAAUCUGUUGCUGUUCACUCAGAAUGUAAGGAGAAUUGAACUUCAUCAUCUACAUAAAGGAGGCAAACCAAAUGAAGCACAAUUAAUACUGGAAGUUACCAAGUCAUCUAAUCGGGAUAAUACUUCUGCUCUGAAGAUAUUGACAAGCCACAACAGUCAGCGCCAAGACGGUCAACUUGCACAAUUAUCAGAAGAAAUUGAAAUUUUGGUAUCAGUCAAAAAGACAGGAACAGCGCAAGACUUUUUCAAACUACCACAUAUUGAAAAAACUGUGUCUUAUUUAAUAAGUUGGAGCUUUGGGAAAGAUAAAGUAGUAAAUGCAGCAAAAAGAAAAGAAUUUAAAGGUCUACUUCCUAUUGCUGGAACAGCUGUUUUAAAGAACAACCAGGAUGAUGAUACCAGUAACUUUGGAUUCUAUGAUAAAUCACAUCUGUUCUGUUUCUUACCUCUACCAAUACCAACGAGUUUACCUGCUCACGUGAAUGGUUCAUUUGCAGUACAGUCUAGCCGUAGAGAUCUUGUAUGGCAAAAUGAAGAUGAUAUUGAGGUUCCUGGAGAUGAAUGGAAUAUGUGCCUGCUGGAAGAUGCUUGUUGCAAAGCGUAUCUAUUGAUGAUGACAACUAUGGCUAGAGAUGUACCAGAGGACAAAUAUAACAGACUUUGGCCCAAUAUUUCACAGUGUACAUCAAGACAUGAUAAAGUACUAUCAAGACAUAUUUAUAAGACAAUUUGUGCUGGUGAUUAUAGAGUGUUCCAGUCUAAAGAUAAACCUGUUUCUAUUAAUAAUGCCAUCUUUCUUGAUCCAACCUUAAGAGACCAAGAUGUUAUUGGUGAAAUAGCCCUGAAAGCUUUAUGUCAUUUCUCCAAAACGAAAAUGGAUUCCUUAAUCCCACAUUUUGAUGGUGGAAUCUCUGUGGUAGAUCUGCUUCCGGACGUUUGGAAACAGUUUAAAAGUGCUGGUUGUGAAGAAGUUAUUAGACACAGAAUGGUAACAAUUGAAACAUUCUACAGUUGUUUAUUUUUCCCAACAUUGACUGAUAAGUUCUGGUCUCCAGAAGAAAUUGAUGAAUUACUUCUUUACAGUCUUCAGCUAAAAAAUGAUAGAAUUAACGAGCUAAUAGAAAAUAGUGACUGUAUACCAACGAAACCAAACCAUAAAAGACUUAAACCAAGCUUAUUAAUUCAUCCACAUGGUGAGAUAGCAGAAUUGUUUGAUGAAUCUGAAGAACGUUUUCCAGAUGAUACAAAACUAAAGACGGGUAGCUUUAGAAACGUUGAGGUUCUGGAUAUUUUGAGGAAUCUUGGUAUGAUGAGCGAUGAUUUACCAUGGGACCAAAUGCCAGAAAGAAUUACCAUUGCAGUAAACACACUAAAUGAAAAAUUGAUCCAAUCUCGCUUUGAAAAAUUUAUGGCAUACAUGUCUACAGGGAAAGAAAAUUACAAGAAGAAAUUUGAGUUUUGUCCUAAAAACAUACGACAAGAAUUGUCCAUGCUACCAUUCCUACCAGUAAAGACUCUAACGUGGAAAUUUCCCCAAUUUACAAACAGUGAUAAGAAGAUGUUUGUUUCCACACAUGAGGCUUAUUUACAAGAUCUUCAGGAAUUUGUUGGCUGCACUUCACCAAUUGUUGAUACAUCUACUAGAUCCUACACCAAUAGUUACCAUGAUUCCAUUUUAAAAUGGUUGGGUGUUAAACAUUCAGAACAACAGCUACCACUGGAACUGGUCCUAGAAAAUAUGCUGAUAAUGUCACAGUACCAUUCCCAGUCUCUUACCAACGAUUUGUAUCACGACUUGGAAAAAUCAUUUAUUGCCAUGUACAAAUAUUUAAAUAAUAAAAUAGAUAAUUCAGAAGAGACACCAGAGCAGAAUGAAAAUAUAAAACAGUUAAUUUUGAAAAAACUGAAAGGAAAGGCUGUUGUAUUACAUUUAGAAUCUUUGACAACUCCUGAUGUUUUGGUUCUAGAACCAGGGAUCCACACAGAACCAUAUAUUUCUAGUACAAACCUUGCUAGAUCAUACGAGAAAUUAUUUAUCUUAAUUGGAGUACUACCAAAAUUGACUGCAGUAAAGAUUCUUGAGAUCCUGAUUCUGAUAGACAAUGAAAAACGUGACAGAGUGUUAGAAGAGGCUGAAAUAAAUAUCAUAGCUCAACUGUGUAGAUCAUUUGUUAAGUUAUCAGAUGAAGAACGAUGUAGCGACAUUGUGUCAGAAAAGAUAAAAGACGUCAAGUUACCUGACUCGGAGAAACAAUUAACCUCUAUAUCAUCACUGUGUUUUGAUGAUAAUGUUGACGUAUAUAACAAAGAUAUAGUGAAUAUUAGGCAUCUCCACAAAAAAUUUGAUCGCAAUACAGCUGAAGUAUUUGGUGUCAAAUCCAAAAGAGGACAUAGUUUUGAUGCCAUCUCUUCACCAUUGUUCGCAGAAUUCGGGCAGCAUGAAGAACUGACAAAUCGAAUCAAGAGAAUUUUAGAGGGUUACCCUUGUGAUGAAUCGAUUUUAAAAGAAAUGCUUCAAAAUGCUGAUGACGCUGGUGCUACAGAAGUUAUAUUCAUUAAAGACUUUCGAACGUUACCCAAAACAUCCCUCCCAGAUCCAAGACUGGAAGAAGUUCAAGGACCAGCUUUGUGUGUUUUCAACAAUAGUUUUUUUACUGAAGAAGAUUUGAAAGGAAUUCAGGACUUGGGAACGGGUAGUAAACAAGAAGAAGUUCUAAAAACCGGCCAAUAUGGUGUGGGCUUUAAUGUUGUUUAUCGUGUAACUGAUGUUCCAUCAUUCUGGAGCAAGGGUGGAGAUGUUGGUGAAACCCUUUGUAUAUUCGAUCCUCACUGUAAAUACCUUUCAAUGGCACAUUCAAUGAAACCUGGUGUAAAGAUAGAUGCUGUUGGUCUAAAAAAUUCAUUUCCGGAUUUCAAUGAAGGAUUUCUACCUGAAUUUACAAGGACAUUGAACCAAGGCACGGUAUUUAGGCUCCCACUAAGAAAUAAACAAAUGGCUGGUUUGUCUAAAAUUUCAAAGCAUGAGAUGACUGAAAACCACAUUGAUAAAAUCUUUGAAAUUUUGAAGAAUCAAAUAUUCUCAUCUAUGCUGUUCUUAGAGAAUAUUACCUCAGUUAAAUUUGGUACAGUUAAAUCAAAUGGCAAAGUACAGAUUGACUAUACUGUUCAGUCCCGUAAACAAAACCAACAGAAACAGGAAAUUUUCAACAACCAUUUAUUAGAUCUCAGUGCCAGAAUUAAAGACAAACAUUGUGAUGCUUUUCAUCUACUGAAAGAGGUGACUAUUAAUAUGAGAAUCAAAGAUAGUUUAAAGAAAGAUGAAGAAUACUUGAUAGUAAAACGUGCCGGAUUUAAAAACGGACUGCCUGAUAAAUUGAUUGAAGCUUUAAAGAGUGGUAAAUUAAUGAAACUACCACGAGGUGGAGUGGCUAUGAAUUUAAAGAAAUUCAAAGUCGAGGGAAUUGCCUAUUGUACAUUGCCUCUACCGAUAUUCACUGGUCUCCCGGUUCAUGUGAACGGACAAUUUGCUUUAGAUCAUGAAUCAAGAAGAAAUAUCUGGAAUGAUGAAACAUCUGUAGCUGGAUUGUGGAAUAGUGUAUUAAAUUCUCAAAUCAUUGUCCCAGCGUAUUUGACAUUAUUGGAAGAGUUUAAACUAUACCCAUUAAGUGUCCGUCAAAAAACCUUAAGCAAACAUACCAUGGAAAAGGAAAUCAGAAAGUUUGAAAAUUUACUCCCUAAAUCCCAAUCGACAAAUGAUAAAUUCUGGAAGGAAUUUGUGGUUAAGAUGUAUACGGCCAUUGGGGAGGAGAAGAGACCAUUUUUCCCUGUUCUCAAGGAAAACACACAGAAAUGGAAUGAUAUUGAAUGGGUAGCAGUUCAAACUGGUGCAGAAUUUAAUGGUUGUUUUGAUACACUGUAUUCUUAUUUCAAAGAUGAAACAUCAACAGCAACCACACCGUACAGAUCAUCAGGUUCUUCAAGAUCAACUCAUUUACCGUCUCCAUCAGUAAAGAAAACAACUCAAAGUGAAAACAUUACCCUAAAACAGAUUUUGAUAAGAUUGGGAAUGAAAGUUUUGGAGACAUCUAAACGGAUAUUAGACGAAUUCAAACAAGCUGAAGUCAAGGUUCAAUCUGUUAAUCCUGAAAAUGUUUUGAAGUUUCUCAAAUCUUACCAAAGUAAAGUUGAAAACAGAUGUGAAUUAAGCAUUCCCGAAAAUAUUCAAAAUACGCCAUUUGGAAGCUUGGAAAACUUUAAAUUGGUUUUGGAAUUUGUACUUUGUGAUAUCAAGAUAGAAAAUGUAGAAAACUUACUUGGUUCUCCAUUGCUUUUAAGACAAAAUAACAUUUUGGAUUUCUAUGGAGAAGGGAAAAUAAUAGUGACACGAUUUUGCGACAUUUUUGAAGAAUUUGCGCAACAAUUUAUCCAUUCUGGGUGUGUAUCUAUGCUAGAGCGUUUUGUGGACAGUUUCCCACCAUUAACAAAAUGGUCAUUAGAAUCUUUUAAAGAAAUGUUUGGAAAAUCUAAAAGUUAUAAAUUACUCACAAGUGGUGAAAUUAUUCCUUGGAAUAAAGAUGACUUCUCCUUAGAUUGGAUUUGUAACGUUUGGAAGUUUAUCAGUCAACAUUUACUAAAACAGGAUGGGCACUCAACAGAAAAACUUAUUCCUGGUUCUUUGCAUUUUGAAUUACUAUCAAGGCUAAGUAUUCUUCCUGUUAGAAAAGGAGUCGAUGGGUUUUUCCUGUACCCUCUAUCAAAAACACAUUAUAUAUUCGAUUCAGAGAUAUAUACGAAAAGUUUCACUAACGACAAGAUGAAGGAAGCUCUCCUGAAAUUGAAGAUUCCAAGGUUAGUGUGUCCUGAAACAAACGAGAAAGAAUACGAGACAGCCCGGCAAACCGUGGCAUCGGUAGAUGAUCCAGACAGCAUGGUAAAGCUUCUAUUAAGCAAUUUAAAGACUUCUGUUUGUGAUUGUUCCAAAACAGCCUUCAAUAUAUUGAAGUAUUUUAAUGAUCGGAUUGAUGAUAUUAAACCAGUAGCCAAGGAACUAUACCAACUGAAUCUAUUUGAAACAUAUGAAAACUCUUUGACAACAGUGGUUUCCGCAAAAAGAUACAUCUGUCUAGUAGAAGAGUUUAAGAGACCUGUGCCAAAAGAUGGCAUUAAUCAUUGGGCCGACACUUCCGGUAUAUGUAUUUUGAAAUAUCAUUAUGAUAUUCACAAGCUCUUCGAUAUCUUAGGAAUCAAGUGUGUUAAACCAGAGGAACUUUACUAUAAUUAUAUUUUACCAAACUUUCACUGCUUUCAAGCACAAUACCAUUUAAUUCAUUUAGGAUAUGUUCGAGAUCUUCGAGUUACUUCAGAAGUCAAUGAAUUAAUUUGUUCUGCUUUACAGAAUGUAAAAUUUCUGCCCAAGUCUGAUGGAAGUUUGUACAGAGCUUGUGAUUUUUAUGAUAAGCUAAAUGAUGUGUUUAAGGCGAUGUUCACAGACGAAAACUUUGUACCUCCUCCUUACAAUGACUUGAUAUGGUAUCCAUUUUUAUUAUCAGCUGGUCUUGUUACAACUGUUUCAACAGAGAUGUUUGUUCAGUUUACUACCACUGUUGAAAAACUAGCAAUGGGAGGAAUUGAUAAAAACAUACUUAGAAAAUCUAAUACUCUUCUGCAACAUUUGAAGAAUCGUGGUUCAGAUAUAAUACGUAAAGAAAAUCUCCUGCCAAAAAUAAAAGAUAUCAAGUUUGUAAAACGAAUGAUCCUUGGCGAUCGUCAUGUGCUGAUUCAUAAACAAUUCAAUGGGCAAUCAAAAUCUUUAGUUUCGUUCUCUGGUUCAUUCUUGCAGGAAGACACUGAUUAUGUCUGGACAGUUGGUAAUGUGAUACAAUCAUCUCUUGUACCUAUUGAGGACAGGACACCAAAGGGUGAAAGGACUUUUAAUCAGUUAUUGGGUAUUUCCACUGAAGUAAGUUUUGAUAUUUUUGAAACAAACAUGAAGAAUGUCUCCAGUUCCCUUAAUGAAGAAACAAUUAAAAAAGUAAAUAUGUAUCUUACAUCUUUGUUUGAGAAAUUCUACAAGUAUCUGAAAAAGAAUAUUGACUAUGGAUUUAGUUUGAGUAUUAUUUCAUCGAUAUUCUUGCCUGAUGAAAAGAAAUUAGUUGAACCAUGGCGAGUUAUAAUGAAACCUAAAAUGAAGUCGCAACUGAUAAAUGGUAGAAUAUUUGAAGCUCCUUUAAACUAUUUUAAAUAUUUUGAUGUGUUUGAAUCACUUGGUGUUAAAUCACAGGGAGAACCAUCAAUGUAUCUGAAAGUUCUUGAAGACAUAUACAGAGACUGUUCUGGUAAUGAAUUACAUUUUCAUAUGAGAAGAUUAAGUCAAGUUGUCCGCGAAAAAAUGAUUGAUGAUGGCCGUCAUGGGAUUCCCCGUACAGAUAUACAUCACCGAUUGCAUCAUCCAGAAAUGAUCAAAUCAUUAAUACGUGUAAUGAAACAUUUGCAAGAUAAAAAUCAUAAGGUAAUUGACGAUGAUAAAGCUAUUGAAGACAAAGUUAAGCAGAUAUUGGACAUAAAAGUUAUUUCAAUUGAGAAUUUAACCACACACCUAUUUUAUAAUGACAAUGUUAUCGAUGGGAGCGAAUUCAAAGUAAAGUGUUUUGAAGAUAAAUUAAGAUUGCGAAUCAAAGUAUUAUAUAUAGAUAGUAAAAUAGCAGCAGAUAAUAUUAUAUUUGUAUCCAGAUUAUCAAGAACACUAGGUAAAAUUCUAAAGGAAAAUAUAUCAGAGUUCUUUACUUUAUUGUGGUCCUGUAUUAAAUCUAACCGCAGCGAAAUGCAUGCAUUACUUGAUGAGAUGAACAUAAGACAAUCUGGUUAUGAAUGCAAAUUAAAUGAAGAUAUAUUUCCCGAAGCAGGAACAUUUAUUCCCGAAGACAAGCAUUGGCUUUUAGAUAACAGUUAUUCAAGUUUUUAUGUGGGAGAUUAUGUGGGAUACGAACUUUAUGAUCCCGCUGUUAAUGAUGAGACAGAAGAUAAUGUUACAGAUACUCCUGUUUAUAUUUAUGCUGUUAUUGUCGACAUUUUACAAGAAGAUACAGAAGCACAGUUUGCUCGUUAUAAAAUUGAUAUUGGUGAUGAAGAAAAUAUAGACGUUGACUCGACCAAAAUCUACAAAUUUCACAGGAAUUUAACAAGUAGCUCAAGAGAAAUAGUGUUAAGUGAGGAUUCUCAACAAGGACGUAUACCUUCUGAAUCUACUGUUCCUACCGACAAGAAGAGCAUACUGAAAGAAAUCAGACAGUUAUUAACUAAAGCUUGGAAACUAUCAGAAGCUGAUAGAAAACGAGUCAUUAAACGUUUGUUAUUGAAAUGGCAUCCUGAUAAAAAUCCUAAUCUUGUGAAACUCGCUACAGAAAUCACCCAAACUAUACUUAACUAUAUAAGAUAUUUGGAGAAAGGGGGGAGUUUGGAUGAAGACGAGGAUGAUGAUGAUAAAGAUUACACUGAUGGUGCGUCUGCAGACUAUUAUUCUGGUGGUAAUUACAGCAGUUUCUACUCAAAUAUGCAUUCAAGGGGAAGAAGUUAUGCACAGCAUUCCAACCAACAAAGAUCAAAUAGAUCUUACCAUAGUGACUCCAGUUUCCAUUUCCACACAGGACCAUUCCCCAGACCUGAUGAAGCUAGACGAUGGUACAAACAAGCAAGGUUUGAUAUAGAAGCUGCAGAAGAGUCUCACAAUCAGGGAUCUAAUAAUUACAACUGGAUUUGUUACAUGUGUCAACAGGCUGCUGAGAAGGCUCUGAAAGCUGUGUGGUAUACCAUUGAUUCAAACAAAGUUUCACAAUAUCACAAUUUAUCUAGUAUAGCAUGUGGCCUUACCCAGUAUCCAGAGUUGGUAUCUUUAGCUGAUGAAUUACAGUCUUGUAUUCGUGACCACACACGAAUGAGAUAUCCAGAUACUGUCCAUUUUCCAAAAGUUCCAAAAGAUGUCUAUGAUAGAAAUGAUUCUACUAAAGCUUGUCAAUUGACAAAACAAAUAGUCAACUAUGUAUCUAAUAUUGUUCAUUGUAAGUAUAAUAAUUUACAAUCUUUCUGUCAAUGA